AUGGGACUCAGCGGCGUCAAGAACAAGACCAAACUCGCCCACGAUCCCAACAAUACCAACUGGUCCAAGUCCACGGAAAACUUUGGCCACAAGAUCCUCAGGGCGCAGGGAUGGAAGCCCGGCGAUUAUCUCGGAGCGGAAAAUGCAGCGCAUUCGUCGCAUUACACCGCCGCCAAUGCCUCACAUAUUCGCGUUGUGCUACGAGAGGAAAACAUKGGGAUUGGAGUUCAAGUUGGCAAAGGGAACGCUGAAAACUUUGGGUUGAGCAUGUUUUCUGGCUUGCUGGGCCGCCUGAAUGGAAAAAGCGACGAGGAGCUGGAGAAGAAGCAGAAUGCGCUCAGAGAUGUAGAGCUUGGCAGUUUUCAUGCAAGGAAAUACGGCAGCAUGAACUUUGUGAGUGGAGGACUUUUGGUUGGCGACAAGAUGGAGUUCCCGAAAUCAACUGUGCUGCCCAGCAAGAAGAGGAAGGCCGAGGAUGAGGGAGUGGCGAAGGAGCUGGAGGUUAAGAAAACGAAGAAGAGUGAGACAGCAGACAUCAACUCGUCUGCUGACGUCGAGGUCGAGCAAGGAAAGAAAGAGAAAAAGGAGCGCAAGAAGCGGAAAGAGCUGGAGGCCAAGGCCAAAGCGGAGAGGCGGCUGCAAAAAGCUGCGCGGAAAGCCGGGAAAUCUUCCAAAUCGUCCUCGAACGACGAUGGCGAAAAGGCCAGGCUAAAAGCAGAAAAGCGAGCCCGCAAAGAAGAGCGGAGGGCGCGGAAAGAAGAGAAGCGUGCGAAGAGAGCUGCAAAGGACAGCACGCGGUCUAAACCUCACACGGGAGCAUCAGACUCGAGCAGCGAGAGCGACGAAACUGCAACGCCCCCUGAGCCCAGCACAGUUUUUGGUGGAAGGCACGCGGUGAGGCAGAGAUAUAUCAUGCAGAAGCGAAGGGCACACAUGGACCCGCAGGCUUUGAAGGAGAUUUUCAUGCUGCAAGCAAAGGCAGCUGCUUCAUGA
Messenger RNA from Ramularia collo-cygni, 993 nucleotides. RefSeq names its product related to Protein pxr1. Bases 1 to 993 code for a protein of 330 amino acids. Gene Ontology annotation, molecular function: nucleic acid binding. The record is from RefSeq and is a predicted model, not a curated record. The transcript has a single exon. NCBI's taxonomy places the organism in Eukaryota, Fungi, Ascomycota, Dothideomycetes, Mycosphaerellales, Mycosphaerellaceae.